AUGAGGUGUUGGGUUUUGAAUGAGAGUCUCCCUGCCACAGUUGUACUCUUGUGGCUGGGAGUGAAUGUGUAUCUCUUCGUUGACACAUUUCGUUGGUAUGAGGAGGCGGAGUCUUUUCUUUACACACGAAUUAUUUUGGGUUCAACACUGGCUUGGGCAAGAGCGUCUGCACUGUGCUUGAAUUUUAACUGUAUGUUAAUCCUGCUACCAAUCAGUCGAAACCUGAUUUCAUUCGUGAGAGGAACAAGCACUUGCUGCAGAGGACCAUGGGGAAGGCAAUUAGACAAAAACCUCAAAUUCCACAAAUUGGUCGCCUAUGGAAUAGUCGUUAGUGCAGCCAUCCACAUCGUGGCCCAUUUGUUCAACUUGGAGCGCUACCACUUCAGCCAGUCGGAGGAAGCUCCUGGGCUUCCGGCUGCACUUUCCAAACUUGGCAACAGCCCGAAUGAAAGCUACCUCAACCCCAUCCGGACCUCCAGCACGAACACAAUCACGGAGCUGCUAACGACAAUCGCAGGCAUCACUGGCCUGGCACUCUCUUUGACUUUGAUCUUGAUCGUGACUUCCUCAACUGAGUCCAUCAGACAGGUCUCCUAUGAGUUAUUCUGGUAUACACACCACAUUUUCAUCAUCUUCUUUAUCAGUCUGGCUCUCCAUGGGGCAGGUCGGAUUGUUCGUGGUCAAACUCCGGAGAGCCUCUUGCUGCACAAUGUCACCUUCUGUAGACACCACUAUGCCAAGUGGCAGACAGUCGCCCUGUGUCCCAUACCUCAAUUUUCUGGCAAGGAACCCUCGGCUUGGAAAUGGGUUUUGGGACCUGUGGUCUUAUACUCAUGUGAAAGAAUAAUUAGGUUCUGGCGAUUUCAGCAAGAGGUUGUCAUUACCAAGGUGAUAAGCCACCCAUCUGGAGUCCUGGAGAUUCACAUGCAGAAGCGUGACUUCAGAAUGGCCCCGGGGCAGUAUGUCCUCAUCCAGUGCCCAGCCAUCUCCAAGCUGGAGUGGCAUCCCUUUACCCUCACCUCUGCCCCCCAGGAAGACUUCUUCAGUGUUCACAUCCGGGCAGCUGGAGACUGGACCAGAGCUCUGUGCGAGGCCUUUGGGGACCAGGGACGAGACCUGCAGCAGCCCCACACUCUUCCAAGGCUGGCCGUGGAUGGGCCCUUUGGAGCUGCACUCACAGACGUGUUUCAUUACCCGGUGAGCAUGUGCGUUGCCGCGGGAAUUGGUGUCACUCCCUUUGCUGCGCUUCUGAAGUCUAUAUGGUACAAAUGCUGUGCGCCCCAGUGCCAGCUGAAACUAAGCAAGGUGUAUUUCUACUGGAUCUGCCGGGAUUCAAGGGCAUUUGAGUGGUUUGCUGAUCUCCUACUCUCCCUGGAAACACAGAUGAGUGAACAUGGGAAAAUUCACUUUCUGAGUUACCAUAUAUUUCUUACUAGCUGGGAUGAAGACCAGGCUAUUCACAUAGCUUUACAUUGGGAUGAAAAUGUUGAUGUGAUUACGGGCUUAAAGCAGAAAACCUUCUACGGGAGACCCAACUGGGACAACGAAUUCAAGCAGAUAGCCUACAAUCACCCCAGCAGCAGCAUUGGCGUCUUUUGCUGUGGACCCAGCGCUCUUUCCAAGACACUUCAAAGGAUGUGCCGGUUAUAUUCAUCUGCUGACCCCAGGGGUGUGCAUUUUUAUUACAACAAGGAAAGCUUCUAG
Molecule: messenger RNA, 1704 nt
Organism: Ochotona princeps (American pika)
Lineage: Eukaryota; Metazoa; Chordata; Mammalia; Lagomorpha; Ochotonidae
Gene: NOX3
Product: NADPH oxidase 3
Exons: 13
Coding region: 1-1704 (567 amino acids)
Biological process (GO): defense response; superoxide anion generation
Cellular component (GO): plasma membrane; NADPH oxidase complex
Molecular function (GO): superoxide-generating NAD(P)H oxidase activity
Source: RefSeq, a predicted model, not a curated record